Messenger RNA from Ogataea philodendri, 1920 nucleotides. RefSeq lists its product as uncharacterized. The record is from RefSeq and is a predicted model, not a curated record. NCBI's taxonomy places the organism in Eukaryota, Fungi, Ascomycota, Pichiomycetes, Pichiales, Pichiaceae. The transcript is spliced from 3 exons. Gene Ontology annotation, biological process: microtubule cytoskeleton organization; nuclear migration by microtubule mediated pushing forces; mitotic cell cycle. Bases 1 to 1920 code for a protein of 639 amino acids. Gene Ontology annotation, cellular component: nucleus; cytoplasm; microtubule. Gene Ontology annotation, molecular function: structural constituent of cytoskeleton; GTP binding.
AUGUUUGUACUCGACUCCCUGUGGCUGGACGGUGAUGUAGAUGCCGGAUUCGUCGAACGCAACGGUCUCGAGGUUGCACCGUUGUGCGGACUCGAAAUCAAGUAUGCUCGACACACUCACGUUAACUGGCGACGCAGAGCCAGCACUGGACAGUUCCAGCCGAACCAGUCCCAGAGUCUCUAUUUGUCUAUGUGCAAUCACCGACACGUUGACAUCAAUACGGUCGAGCCAGGUGUAGCUGGUCGACACUGUGCCGGUCCACAUGUCCAGGUUCUGCUGAUAGUUGGUAAUGUUAUGGGUGGUGCUAUUUCCGUUUUCCAAAAGUUCCGGGAAGUUUGUUCCGGUGGUAUUCUUUUGGGCGUCGUAGAAACCAGCAAUAAAGGCUCCCGAGUAGCGUGGGUUGAACAAGGGCCAUCCAUUGCUAAGAUCGGAGCUUGUGAGGUUUUCGUUUUGGUCAUAAGUGAAACCAAAGCCAACGUUAGGAAUACGUGCUCCAAUGUACCCGUUGGAGACGUACGGCUGGUUGACGUACUUGUUGUAAGGAACGAACUUGGAGGUGCCCAGGACCCUCUGUUCCUUGUAAUAGUGGGAUUGAGUGGUGUCGUCGCUGGUUGCCAAAUCGGUAACGCAUGCUGGGAACUGUACUCGAUGGAACAUGGAAUCACUCCAGACGGAUUCCUUCAAGAAGGUCUGACCAGACCAAAAGGUGGCGAAGAGGGAUUUUCCACAUUCUUUGCAGAGACCGGUGCUGGUAAAUACGUUCCAAGAGCUUUGUAUGUUGAUUUGGAACCUAAUGUUGUUGACGAAGUGAGGACCGGAAAAUACAAGAACCUGUUCCACCCUGAACAACUCAUCACAGGUAAAGAAGACGCUGCCAACAACUAUGCCAGAGGUCACUACACCGUGGGAAGAGAAUUAUUGGACGACAUUAGCGACAGAUUGAGAAAGAUGACCGACCAAUGUGACGGUUUGCAAGGUUUCUUGUUCACACACUCGCUUGGAGGUGGUACCGGUUCCGGAUUGGGAUCGCUGCUUUUGGAACAAUUCUCCAACGAUUACGGUAAGAAGUCCAAGCUCGAGUUUGCAGUUUACCCUGCUCCUCAAGUGUCUACUUCUGUUGUUGAGCCUUACAACACUGUUUUGACCACCCACACCACUUUGGAGAACGCUGACUGUACCUUCAUGGUCGAUAACGAGGCCAUUUACGAAAUGUGCCGUAAGAACCUCAACAUUGCCAGACCAAGCUUCAACAACCUCAACAACUUGAUUGCCCAGGUUGUUUCUUCCGUGACGGCAUCCUUGAGAUUCGACGGUUCUUUGAACGUUGACCUGAACGAGUUCCAGACCAACCUGGUGCCAUACCCAAGAAUCCACUUCCCAUUGGUCUCGUACGCCCCAGUGAUGUCCAAGUCCAGAAUGACCCACGAGGCCAACUCCGUUUCCGAAAUCACUGCUGCUUGUUUCGAGCCAGGCAACCAGAUGGUCAAGUGCGACCCAAGACUUGGUAAGUACAUGGCUACAUGUCUGCUUUACAGAGGUGACGUUGUCAACAGAGACGUUCAGAACGCCGUUUCGGUGAUCAAGUCGAAGAAGACUGUGCAACUGGUUGACUGGUGUCCAACGGGAUUCAAGAUUGGUAUUUGCUACCAAAAGCCAACCCAGACCCCAGAGUCUGAGCUUGCUGACGUGAGCAGAGCUGUCUGUAUGCUGUCCAACACCACUGCCAUUGCCGAUGCUUGGCAGAAGAUUGACAGAAAGUUCGACUUGAUGUACAAGAAGAGAGCUUUUGUCCACUGGUAUGUCAGUGAGGGAAUGGAGGAAGGAGAGUUUGCCGAGGCCAGAGAGGAUCUUGCAGCUUUGGAGAGAGACUAUGUUGAGCUUGGAGCAGACACUUUCCCGGACGAGGACGAGGAGUACUAA